GGCGUCAUUAUCAUAUUAUAUAUUGAACAGUUAACAGGCUUUGGUGUGUGUACGUACAUAUUUGUGAUUAGUAAUUGCUUAAAUGCAAAAAAAGGGAUAUUUUUAAAUAGCUGUAUAGAUAUUUUAACAAAUUUUGUCAAUUUGCUGAAAAAAAAAUUUCUGUAUAGAGUGUGAGGGUACAGAAAAUUGACGAAGAACAAGAGAGAGAGCGCCAAUAAAGCUAACACAAGAGACGCUGCUUUAAAUAUAUAUAAGCGAAGAACACACAUAACAAAUAAAAUAAACAAAAAAAUGGCUGAUGUCAAGUUAGCAGAUAUGGAAGAUGAUAUCUCCUCGGAAGAAGGUUCAGCUUCUCCAGUAGCAUCUGUACCCAAAAAACGCGGUCGCACUCCCAAUACCAACAAAACUGAAAGUCGCAUUGGAAGGGGACGACCGAAGAGUGCUGCAACCGCAGAAGACGAUGAUGAUGAUAAUAAUGAAGAAUCAGAAGACGAUAAGCCCAAAAGAGGUCGCGGACGUCCGAAAAAGGCCAACAAAAAGGUUAUUGUUUCUACAGGAAGAGGCCGUGGUCGUCCUAAGAAGGUGGUGGAAGAAGAUGUUUCAGCCGAAGACGCCGAUGAGGACAAUGAGGAAGAACAUGCAAGUUCCCCCAAAAAGGCAAAGAAAUCACCAGUUAAAAGCAAGGCUGGCAGAGGUCGUCCAAAAAAAAUCAAAAAUAGCGAUGAUGAAAGCUCAGAUGACAAAAAUGAUGAAGAGAAAAAUCCUGUUGGUCGUCCCGCAUCUGGUGGUGUCAAUCUCAACAUUUCUCGCACUGGCCGUGGACAAGGUCGGGCCCGAAAAGAUGUUUCACCCAAAAAACUUCCCGCAAAAUCAAAUGGUGUGGCUGAUUCUGUAGCUCCGAAAACACGGGGAAGACCGCCAAAGGGGGGUGCCAAAAGUGCUACUGCCAAGCCCACUGGAAAAGGACGUGGGCGACCAAAAGCAUCUGCCAACAAUGAUGACGAUGAUGAUGACAAACAUGAUGAUGAUGAAGAUAACGAUGAUGGAGCUGAUGAUGAUAGCGAUAAGGCCAAGGAUGAUGAUGAUGAUGAAGAUGAUGAUGACAACAAAGCCAGUGAUAAGGACGAUAGUGACUAAAUGCCGCCACUAUACAUCUCCAUAUCACACAGUAGCUGCAUAACGUUAGAAUUACAACAUCACUGCGAUGAUGAUCAACAGAAAUUCCUCUCCCCUUCAACAACAAAAAACAACCUAAACAUUCACAAUACAUUUUAAUGAAAGGGUUUUUUUUUUUAAAUCAUUAAGACAUUCAUUUUUUGACGAUAUCAUCGGCAGUUUUGGCCCAUAUUAUGUCAAGUAAGAUAUUAUAGAAUACAAAGAACAUAGUAUGCUUUGUUAAUGCAAAGCAUUUUAUUCUUCGUUCCAAUGUAAGCUAAAGGAAUUUAAUUAAAACGCCACGUACCCCCAAUGUAUUGUUCUUGAGGUCCCAUGAGCCCCUUUUUUAUGUAUAUUUAAUUUUUUUUGUUUUCAAAUGUUUUUUUUUUUUCACCUUAUUUCAAUUGUUUCACAUUUCAUGAUUUUUCUAGAGAAAAAUGGGAACUUGAACAAAUUUUGCAAUUAAUUUUAGAGAAAUAAAUUUAAAAGAAAAGAAAAUAUGCCACAAGUACAA
Molecule: messenger RNA, 1669 nt
Organism: Stomoxys calcitrans (stable fly)
Lineage: Eukaryota; Metazoa; Arthropoda; Insecta; Diptera; Muscidae
Gene: D1
Product: chromosomal protein D1
Exons: 3
Coding region: 292-1137 (281 amino acids)
Molecular function (GO): DNA binding
Source: RefSeq, a predicted model, not a curated record